This is a messenger RNA of Fraxinus pennsylvanica, 1797 nucleotides long. NCBI's taxonomy places the organism in Eukaryota, Viridiplantae, Streptophyta, Magnoliopsida, Lamiales, Oleaceae. The record is from the annotation of a GenBank genome assembly.
AUGGAUGCUUUGUCUCUGAAUUCUAUCUCUGUAGCAUCAAAAAGGGUUGCAAAAGUGGCCGACAAAAAUAGGCAAUUAUUGAAGAAUAAGCAGAAAAUAGUUUAUUGCCACCAAGGUGGUGGUGGCGGACAUCAUGCAUUAAAAUCUAGUGGGGUGUCUUCUGUUUUGAUUCAAAAAUCAACGGUGAUUAGCACAGAUCAUGGAAGGGGUUUAAUGGAUUCAGGCAAUGCAGUUUUAGCCCCAAAUGGGAAUAGCCAGGCAGCUGCAGAUAUUGCGGUCAAGGAUUUGGUACCCUAUGGCGGCGGUUCAUCUACUCUGUUGGACAGGCAUGAUGAUCAUGAUAAUGUUAUUGGCAUUGUUAAGUUUCUCAGAGGAAAAUCCCUUCUCAUUACCGGUGCAACUGGUUUCUUGGGAAAAGUUCUUAUUGAGAAGAUACUGCGGACAGCACCUGAUGUUCGUAACAUAUUUGUCUUGAUCAAGGCAAAAAACAAUGAAGCUGCAAUGGAGAGAUUGAAAAAUGAAAUCAUCAAUGCAGAACUUUUCCAGUGUCUGAAAGAAACCUAUGGAAAAUCUUAUCAAGCUUUCAUAUUAAGCAAGUUAGUCCCUGUUCUUGGAAAUGUCUCCGAAUUUAAUCUUGGGUUUGAUGGAGAUAUAGCUGAUGUGAUGGGAAAAGAGGUUGAUAUAAUCAUAAAUUCAGCAGCUAAUACAACUUUUGAUGAAAGGUAUGAUGUUGCCCUUGAUAUAAACACUGGUGGACCUACCCGUCUCAUGAGCUUUGCAAAACAGUGCAAGAAACUUAAACUCUUUGUGCAAGGACGAGUGAUGGAGAAGCCUUUCUGCUUAGGAGAUAGUAUAGCAAUGGAGAGUCUUCUUUUAGGAAACCAACAAAGAUCCCUCCCUACAUUGCAAGUUGAGGAUGAAAUCAAGUUAGUUUUGGAAUCAAAAAAGGCUCUCGAAGAUAAUGUACUCGUCCAGAAAAUGAAAGAACUCGGUUUAGAGAGGGCAAACAAAUUCGGGUGGCAAGAUACUUACGUAUUUACAAAGGCUAUGGGAGAAAUGAUGAUUGAUAGUAUGAGAGGUGACAUACCAGUAGUUAUAAUGAGACCAAGUGUUAUUGAGAGCACAUACAAAGAGCCAUUCCCUGGAUGGAUGGAAGGGAGCAGGAUGAUGGAUCCAAUUAUUCUCUAUUACGGAAAGGGACAACUUACCGGAUUUCUGGUAGAUCCCAACGGAGUCCUUGAUGUAGUUCCAGCUGAUAUGGUGGUCAAUGCAACAUUGGCAGCCAUGGCAAAGCACGGGGCGGCUGGAAAAUCUGAAAGUAAUAUCUAUCAAAUUGCUUCUUCCAUCGUGAACCCGUUAGUUUUCAAGGACCUGGCCAGAUUGCUCUAUGAACACUUCAACUCCUCGCCAUUCACUGACUCAACAGGGUCGCCAAUUCGUGUUCCAUCAAUGAAGCUUUUCAGCUCUAUGGAAGAUUUUUCCUCUCACCUUUGGAGAGAGGCACUUAAACGAAGUGGGCUAGGAGCUUUGGCCAACCUUGAUGGGAAGUUGUCCCAGAAGCUCAAAAGUAUCUGCAGGAAAUCAGUGGAACAAGCAAAAUACUUGGCUAAUAUUUAUGAACCAUACACUUUCUACGGUGGAAGGUUUGACAAUAGCAACACUAAAAGACUGAUGGGAUACAUGUCGGAGGAGGAAAGACAGCAGUUCGGAUUUGAUGUUGAGAACAUAGAUUGGAAAGAUUAUAUCUCUAAUGUCCACAUUCCAGGAUUAAGGAGGCAUGUGACAAAGGGUAGAUGA